Messenger RNA from Coprinopsis cinerea okayama7#130, 513 nucleotides. RefSeq lists its product as hypothetical. Lineage: Eukaryota; Fungi; Basidiomycota; Agaricomycetes; Agaricales; Psathyrellaceae. The record is from RefSeq and is a predicted model, not a curated record. The transcript is spliced from 3 exons. The coding region runs from base 1 to 513 and encodes 170 amino acids.
AUGCCUCCAAAGCGAGCUAGAGAGCAGUUCACUAUCCCGCCUGAGAUCCUUGCGAAACGGACGAAACGGCAUCUGGACGAACUCGAGAAAUCCAACUACACUGAGCCUACAUUGCUUGUACCCACUGUCGAAGAUGAAGAAGAAGCCGGGUAUUCCAAGGGCCGAGGGCGCCAAACGAUAUCCGACAAGCGCAAGUUGAAUAUCCCUGGAACGUCGCCAGCAGCAACUGGCAAAAAGUCCACGAUGGCUGUCCGCACUGCCGUUCUGUACCGGAAGAAUUUCGCGACGUUGUUGGAAGAAUCGGUCCGUUGGUCACCAAACUUCACAAAGAUAUUUACUGAGGGCCGUCACAAAGCAGAACAUCUCGUCAAUGCCAUCAACCAGCGUCAAUUACCUCAAUGCGUGUGCACCAAGUCCAUCGUAUCCUCCUCGUCUUCUGUGUUCGGUGUGCGGGUACUGGGGAGCAUACCGUUGUCGUCGAUGUUCGAUGCCGUACUGCGACCGGAAUUGUGA